Canariomyces notabilis is the source of this 417-nucleotide messenger RNA. RefSeq lists its product as uncharacterized. The record is from RefSeq and is a predicted model, not a curated record. The transcript has a single exon. The coding region runs from base 131 to 373 and encodes 80 amino acids. Lineage: Eukaryota; Fungi; Ascomycota; Sordariomycetes; Sordariales; Chaetomiaceae.
AUAGCUCACUUCAAGCGAGGUUACUUUUUCGAUGAGGAAGAGAGGGGCAGCUGCGAGCUCUGACACUCUCUGCCCUUGCCGUGAAACGCUCUAUUGUCGGGUGGCACGAUGGUCCGAGUGUGCCAGGUGAAUGACGAAAAAGAAAGCCAUCGCAGUCUGCCUCACCUCCAUCCGAGUGCAAUUGGCCCGUCUCGAAGUGCAAAUGGCAAAUAAAUGCAAGAGAUGGGCUGCGCCGUUGACAUCACCCAGUCAAACAGUCAAACAUCUUGCUCCUAUGAUAUACGGACUCAAAGUGCUGUUAACAAUGUCGGCCUUACUUAAUGAUUCGCGACGGUUGCAAAUCGCUUUCAGAACCAGGUAUGAUCAACCUUAGGUAGGUACUUGUCCUUCCCGGAACAUCCAAACGAUCACGACCGG